Molecule: messenger RNA, 3675 nt
Organism: Panthera uncia (snow leopard)
Lineage: Eukaryota; Metazoa; Chordata; Mammalia; Carnivora; Felidae
Gene: DUOX1
Product: dual oxidase 1
Exons: 21
Coding region: 1-3018 (1005 amino acids)
Biological process (GO): superoxide anion generation; defense response
Cellular component (GO): plasma membrane; NADPH oxidase complex
Molecular function (GO): superoxide-generating NAD(P)H oxidase activity; calcium ion binding
Source: RefSeq, a predicted model, not a curated record
AUGUUGGAUCUUGUUGUGGGGGAGGACGCUUCCUCUGUCUCCCCAGGAGACCCCUGCCCACAGCCAAGACAGCUCAGCACUGAGGGCCUGCCAGCCUGUGUUCCCUCCAUCAUGCGGGACUAUUUUGAAGGCAGUGGAUUUGGCUUUGGGGUCACCAUUGGAGCUCUCUGCUGCUUCCCUAUGGUGAGCCUGCUCAGUGCCUGGAUUGUUGCCCGGCUCCGGAGGAGAAAUUUCAAGAGGCUCCAGGGCCAGGACCGCCAGAGCGUCAUGUCUGAGAAGCUCGUGGGGGGCAUGGAAGCUUUGGAAUGGCAGGGCCACAAGGAGCCCUGCCGGCCUGUGCUGGUGCACCUGCAGCCUGGGCAGAUCUGUGUGGUGGAUGGCAGGCUCUCUGUGCUCCGCACCAUCCAGCUGCGCCCUUCCCAGCAAGUCAACCUCAUCGUGUCCAACAACCGAGGACGCCGCACCCUGCUGCUUAAGAUCCCCAAGGAAUAUGACCUGGUGCUGCUGUUUAAUGUGGAGGAAGAGCGGCAGGUGCUGGUGGAAAACCUUCGGGGGGCCCUGAAGGAGAGCGGGCUGAGGUUCCAGGAGUGGGAACUGCGGGAGCAGGAGCUCAUGAGGGCAGCUGUGACACGAGAACAAAGGAGCCACCUCCUGGAGACCUUUUUCAGGCACCUUUUCUCCCAGGUGCUGGACAUCGACCAGGCAGAUGCAGGGACCCUGCCCCUGGAUUCCUCACAGAAGGUACAGGAGGCCCUGACUUGUGAGCUGAGCAGAGCUGAAUUUGCCGAGUCCCUGGGCCUCAAGCCCCAGGACAUGUUUGUAGAGUCCAUGUUCUCUCUUGCUGAUAAAGAUGGCAAUGGCUACCUGUCCUUCCGGGAGUUUCUGGACAUCCUGGUGGUCUUCAUGAAAGGCUCUCCUGAGGAGAAGUCUCGUCUUAUGUUCCGCAUGUAUGACUUUGAUGGGAAUGGUCUCAUUUCCAAGGACGAGUUCAUCAGGAUGCUGAGGUCCUUCAUCGAGAUCUCCAACAACUGCCUGUCCAAGGCCCAGCUGACUGAGGUGGUGGAGUCCAUGUUCCGGGAGUCGGGCUUCCAGGAUAAGGAGGAGCUGACGUGGGAGGAUUUCCACUUCAUGCUGCGGGACCAUGAUAGCGAGCUCCGUUUCACGCAGCUCUGCGUCAAAGGGGUAGAGGUGCCUGAGGUCAUCAAGGACCUGUGCCGGCGAGCCUCCUACGUCAGCCAGGAAAAGAUCUGUCCCUCCCCCAGAGUGAAUGCUCGCUGUCCCCGCAGCAACGCUGAGGUGGAGUGGACACCACAGAGACUGCAGUGCCCCAUGGACACAGACCCUCCCCAGGAGAUUCGACGGAGGUUUGGCAAGAAGGUAACGUCUUUCCAGCCCCUGCUGUUCACGGAGGCUCACCGGGAGAAGUUUCAGCGCAGCCGUCGCCACCAGACCUUGCAGCAGUUCAAGCGUUUUGUGGAGAACUAUCGGCGCCACAUCGGCUGUGUGGCCGUGUUCUAUGCCAUCACCGGGGGCCUUUUCCUGGAGCGGGCCUACUACUACGCCUUCGGGGCUCACCACAUGGGCAUCACAGACACCACCCGCGUGGGCAUCAUCCUGUCCCGGGGCACCGCCGCCAGCAUCUCCUUCAUGUUCUCCUACAUCCUGCUGACCAUGUGCCGCAACCUCAUCACCUUCCUGCGCGAGACCUUCCUCAACCGCUACAUACCCUUCGACGCCGCCGUGGACUUCCAUCGUCUCAUUGCCUCCACUGCCAUCAUCCUCACAGUCUUACACAGUGCGGGCCAUGUGGUGAAUGUGUACCUGUUCUCCAUCAGCCCACUCAGUGUCCUCUCCUGCCUCUUCCCUGGCCUCUUCCAUGAUGACAGGUCUGAGUUUCCCCAGAAGUAUUACUGGUGGUUCUUCCAGACUGUGCCAGGCUUCACGGGGGUCGUGCUGCUCCUGGUCCUGGCCAUCAUGUACGUCUUUGCCUCCCACCACUUCCGCCGCCACAGCUUCCGGGGCUUCUGGCUGACCCACCACCUCUACAUCCUGCUCUAUGUGCUGCUCAUCAUCCAUGGCAGCUUUGGCCUGAUCCAGCUGCCCCGUUUCCACAUCUUCUUCCUGGUCCCGGCACUAAUCUAUAUGGGGGACAAACUGGUGAGCCUGAGCCGGAAGAAGGUGGAGAUCAGCGUGGUGAAGGCAGAGCUGCUGCCUUCAGGAGUGACCCACCUGCAGUUCCAGCGGCCCCAAGGCUUUGAAUACAAGUCAGGACAGUGGGUGCGGAUUGCCUGCUUGGCUCUGGGGACCACAGAAUACCACCCCUUCACACUGACUUCUGCACCCCAUGAGGACACGCUCAGCCUGCACAUCCGGGCAGCAGGGCCCUGGACCACUCGCCUCAGGGAGAUCUAUUCACCUCCAACGGGAGAUGGCUGUGCCAAAUACCCGAAGCUGUACCUCGAUGGACCAUUUGGAGAGGGCCACCAGGAGUGGCAUAAGUUUGAGGUGUCCGUGCUGGUGGGAGGGGGCAUUGGGGUCACCCCCUUUGCCUCCAUCCUCAAAGACCUGGUCUUCAAGUCAUCAGUCAGCUGCCAAGUGUUCUGUAAGAAGAUCUACUUCAUCUGGGUGACACGGACCCAGCGGCAGUUUGAGUGGCUGGCUGACAUCAUCCGGGAGGUGGAGGAGAAUGACUGCCAGGACCUGGUGUCCGUGCACAUCUACAUCACCCAGCUGGCUGAGAAGUUUGACCUCAGGACCACCAUGCUGUACAUCUGUGAGCGGCACUUCCAGAAGGUGCUGAACCGGAGUCUGUUCACGGGCCUGCGCUCCAUCACCCACUUUGGCCGCCCCCCCUUCGAGCCCUUCUUCAAGUCCCUGCAGGAGGUCCACCCACAGGUCCGGAAGAUUGGGGUGUUUAGCUGUGGCCCCCCUGGCAUGACCAAGAAUGUGGAAAAGGCCUGUCAGCUCAUCAACAGGCAGGACCGGACUCAUUUCUCCCAUCAUUAUGAGAACUUUUAGGUCUCCUGCCCAGGAGCUCUGCCCACUGCACAGCUGAGCAGAGAUUUGGGCCUGCACCUCACUCUAUACUUCCUGUUUCUGGCUUGCCCAGCCUUUUCCCCCCAUUCCUCCCUCCCACCUCAGUCCAGGUGGUCAUGGUCAAUCACACCAUAUGGAUUCAGACCAUAUGAGUCCAGAAUGUCUCAGCCUGGAGAAGUAGGAGACACUGUCUGGGAAACGGAGGUUGGGAGGUAGGAGAGCUAUUAUUGCUUUGGGGCAAAGUGACCCCUCUUCUUCCAAACUAAGAAAAAACAUCAAAAGACUGGAGCUGACAAGCAGUGUAUAUGCGUAUAAGGGGGCUGUGAGCCUAAGGAUGAAGUAAGAGCACAGAUGCUGGCAUCUUGGAACUCCUUCCCCAAAACCUCCUCCUCCUCUGGGGCUUCCCACUGUCAUAAGGACUGGCAAAUGCCUUGGAGGGCAUAGAGUCUGGAGCUGCAAAGAGAAAUUUACAGGAACCCCUUUAGCAUCCUAGUCUAACAGCACAAUUGAGCUGCUCUCCCCAGUUUUUAAACAUGUAUUGUAGUCAGAACCCAGUCCACUAUCUUUGUAGUGCUCCUCAGUCCUUCUGUCUUCUUCCUACUGAAGUAGUCUCCUUUACAAAUAAACAACAUUUCUGUC